CGGACUGUAACAAGCUCUCUCUCUCUCUGUGUUGUGUGUGUCUUCUGGCUUAGGCUUAAAGUAGUAGGGUUUCUCUGACGUUCUCGUAUCCAUCUCUUUCUACGCGGCGUACGUUAGUCACCGCCGUACCUGUCUCACCCCUUCACAGGUUUUGAUCGAUUCUCUAUAGGGUUAAUUGAUUUUUUUUUGAUCGUUUACUUUGAGAUCGAUCUCUCGGGGAGUGUUCGUACUACACAUCGAUUUGUGGUCGAGCAGAGAGAGAGAGAGAGAGAAAGGAAGAAAAAAAAAACUAGGUUUAUAGUUUUGAUGCGUUGUCGGGGUUUUGAAUCUGCCAGAUCGAUUAGGGUUCGGUUGUUCGGACUCUGUGAUGGCCAAUCCCGGUGGCGUCGGGACAAAGUUUGUGUCUGUGAAUCUGAACAAGUCUUAUGGACCGAAUUCCCAUAAUCACCCAUCUUAUGGACAGGUGUCGGCCGGGCGAGGCCGACUGGGUAGUCAUGGCGGCAGCGGGGGUGGAGGAGGAGGAGGAGGAGGAGGUGGUGGUGGUGGAGGAAUGGUGGUUCUAUCGCGCCCUCGAAGUUCGCAGAAGGUUGGGCCGAAGCUAUCUGUUCCACCCCCCUUGAAUUUGCCUUCUUUAAGGAAAGAGCAUGAGAGAUUUGAUAUGUCUGGAUCAGGUGGUGGGUCAGCCGGGGGUGGCGGUUCAGGGACUGGGUCGAGGCCAUCUUCGUCUGGUCUGGGUUGGACGAAGCCUGGGACUGUUGCUUUGCAAGAGAAAGAUGGGAAUGUUACUGGGUUUGGGAGGUCAGGUGGUGAAGCCCUGGUAGUUGAUGGCAUUGAUCAUAACAUUCAUGAUGUUGAUGCUGUGGCUAAAGGCAGUACUGCCUAUAUGCCACCUUCGGCUCGGCUUGGUGAAGUUGGACUCCCAGUUUCUGUAUCAGCUCCAUCAGCUGCAAAAACUACAGUUUUGAGGGGAGAGGAUUUUCCUUCUUUACAAGCUGCUUUACCUAGUGGUGCAUCUGGGCCAGUGCAGAAACAAAAGGAUGGUUUGCAUAAAAAGCAGAAGCAUGUAGGGGAAUCAUCCAAUGGGCAGACGGGUAGUUCUCGUUUGAGUUCCCCGGUUCACACGCGUCCCCAGGGACAAUCUUCUCAUCAUCAUUCUUUUGGAAAUGGAACAAAUGAGAAUGGUGGUGAAAAUCACGGAUUAGGAAGUUCACAAAUGGCAGAGCAAGCUCGAAAGGACUACUUUCCCAGUCCACUUCCAUUAGUUCGGCUGAAUGCAAGGUCUGAUUGGGCUGAUGAUGAGCGUGAUACAGGUCAUGGGUUUGCAGACCGAGGCAGAGAUCAUGGGUUUUCGAAAACUGAAGCUUAUUGGGAUAGAGAGUUUGACAUGCCCAGGAGCAGUGUUUUACCACACAAACCGGCUCACAAUCAAUUUGAAAGGUGGGGUAAGCGUGAAGAUGAAACUGGGAAGGUUUCUUCAGGUGAAGUCUCUAAAGUGGACCCUUAUAACAGGGAUGUAAGAACACCGAGCAAGGAAGGUAACUCAUGGAGAACUUCCCCUCUGCCAAAAGAUGGAUUUAAUGUGCAAGAAGUUGCAAAUGAUAGAAAUGGUAUUGGUGCAAGGCCAAUGGGUCAUAAUAGAGAAAUGGGAAAGGAGAAUAAGUACGUCCCUCCACAUUUUGGAGACAAUUCUCAUGGUGUUGCAGGAAACCGUGAAUCUUCAUUUGCAAGGAGGGAUAUGGGGCAUGAACAAGAAAGAAGACAUCAGUGGAAUCACAUGGUGGAAUCAUCUAGCAGCCGAGGGACUGAGCAGAAUACAAGAGACCGAUAUGGCAGUGCACAGUCCAAUAGAUACAGGGGUGACGCUCUCCAGGAUAGCUCAGUGUCAAAAUUUUCAUUUUCUUCGGGUGGUAAAGGGAUUCCUAUGAAUGAUCCAAUACUGAACUUUGCCCAUGGAAAGCGUUCAUUUACAAAGAGUGAAAGAACUUAUCUGGAUGAUCCUUUCCUGAAAGACUUUGGCACCACAGGCUUUGAUGAGCGUGACCCCUUUUCUGGAGGUCUUGUUGGGGUAAUUAAGAGGAAAAAGGAUGUGGUAAAACAGGCUGAUUUCCAUGACCCUGUUAGGGAAUCUUUUGAGGCUGAACUUGAGAUGGUGCAGAAAAUGCAAGAGCAGGAGCGGCAGCGAAUCAUUGAAGAACAGGAAAGGGCUUUGGAGCAAGCUCGGAGAGAAGAGGAGGAGAGGCAGCGACUGAUUAGGGAAGAGGAAGAACGGCGGAGAAGACUUGAAGAAGAGGCCCGGGAAGCUGCUUGGAGGGCAGAACAGGAGCGGCUGGAAGCCAUUCGAAGAGCAGAAGAGCAGAGGAUAGCUAGAGAAGAGGAGAAACAGAGGAUUAUUAUGGAGGAAGAGAGGAGAAAACAGGCUGCUAAGCAAAAGCUUUUAGAAUUGGAGGCUAGGAUUGCCAAGAGGCAGGCUGAAGUACCGAAUGGUGAUACUUCUGUGGUUGUGGAUGAGAAACUGUCAGCCUCAGUGACUGAAAAAUAUGUUUCCAGGGCCAUGGAUUUUGAUAACUGGGAAGAUAGCGAGAGAAUGGUGGAGAGGAUAACAACAUCAGGAUCUUCUGAUUUAUCCGGUUUGAACAGACCCUUUGAGUUGGGUCCUAGAUCUCAGCUUUCUAGAGAAGGUUCUUCUAGCUUUCUGAACAGAGGAAAACCUGCUACUAAUUCAUGGAGAAGGGAUGUAUUUGAGGAUGGGAACAGCUCAUCCUUCCUUAUACAAGACCAGGAUAAUGGUCACCAUGGUCCCAGGAGAGAUGCCUCUGUUGGUGGGAGAGCAAUUCCUAGGAAAGAGUUCUAUGGAGAAGCUGGAUAUAUGUCAUCUAGGACUUACUUUAGAGGGGAAUUGCAAGAACCUCGCACGGAAGAUUUCACUUCUCUUAAAGGGCACAGAUGGAGUUCUUCUGGGGAUGGAGACGCUUUCGGCAGAAACACAGAUAUUGACCCUGAAUUUCAUGAGAAUCUUGCUGAAAAAUAUGGUGACGUUGGAUGGGGACAGGGCCGUUCACGUGGAAAUCCUCGUUCUCCUUACCCAGAACGGUUGUAUUCUGAGGCAGAUGAACUUUUUUCCUAUGGGAGGUCACGGUAUUCCAUGAGACCACCUCGUGUCCUGCCCCCUCCAUCCUUAGCGGCUAUGCACAAGACUUCCUUCAGAGGAGAGAAUGAACAUCCUGGUCCCUCAACUUUCCUAGACAAUAAUAUGCACUACAAUCAUGCAUCAAGAAGUGAACCUAACAUCCAGAAAGGGUAUUAUGGUCAGCAGGAAAAGUUUGAAGCAUCAGAAGUAGUUGAUGUCCAGCCGGCGAAUGGCAUGACUCAGGAGCAGAAACUGGAGAAGAAGACCACUCCAAGAUGUGACUCUCAAUCUUCACUCUCUGUUUCUAGCCCCCCUAGUUCUCCAACUCAUCUCUCCCAUGAUGACUUGGAUGAAUCUGGGGAUUCUCCAGUGGUACCUGCUACGGAUGGAACAGAGAUUCCUUUGUCUGGGAAUGAAUCUGUUGUCUUAAAUGCCAACUCUGGAAAAGAUACCGUGGUGACAGCAUCAAGUCCUAUCUCUGCUGCUGAUGAUGAAGAUUGGGCUCUUGAGAACAAUGAAGAGUUGCAGGAGCAAGAAGAAUAUGACGAGGAUGAAGAUGGUUAUGAGGAAGAAGAUGAAGUGCAUGAAGGAGAUGAUGAGCAUCUCGACCUGUCUCAGGAAUUUGAAGAUUUGCAUCUAGAGGAGAAAGGCUCAUCCCAUAUGCUGGACAACUUGGUCUUGGGCUUCGAUGAGGGUGUUGAAGUAGGAAUACCUAGUGAUGAGUUUGAAAGAAGCUCUAGGAAUGAAGAAAGUACAUUUGAGACACCAGAGGUUUCUGUUGGUAUUAUAGAACAGGGACCUGUUGAUGGGAUGCAAGGUGAUGGGCAUCUCUUUCAACCUUUGGAUGGUUCUCCUCGAAUAUGUAUGGAUAGUUCUUCCAUGAGGUUCCAAGAAACUGAAAAGACAAUCCAUGAUUCUGUUGCUCAACCUAUAAAUACUGAUGUUCAUACCUCACCUGCAUCUGAUCUUUUGGAUAGUGUGGAUGGUUCUAGUAGUUCUGGUGUAUAUGCUCAGCAUACAGUCACAUCUUCAGUUCACAUGGCAUCUCAUUCUUCGUCUGUUCAGACUGUCAUGUCUACAGUACCUGCUGUUGGCUCUAGUCAAGCUGAUUUACCUGUUAAACUUCAGUUUGGGCUGUUUUCUGGUCCUUCUCUGAUACCAUCUCCAGUGCCAGCUAUUCAAAUCGGGUCCAUACAGAUGCCUCUCCACCUCCAUCCCCCAGUUGGUCCCUCCCUUACUCAUAUACACCCAUCACAGCCUCCACUCUUCCAGUUUGGUCAGCUCAGGUAUACAUCUCCCAUCGCCCAGGGAAUCUUGCCAAUGGCUCCCCAAUCAGCUUCUUUUGUUCAGCCCCAUUAUAAUUUGAACCAGAGCUCAGGGUUUCCUUUGCCUAUUCAACCUAGUCAAGAUAGUUAUAAUCUGAUUAAAGAUGAUGUGCCAUCUUUUUCAAUGGACCAAGAAAGUAGAGAAAACAAUGAUUUGAUACGGACGAGUCGAGCUGAGAUUUCCCAUGCUGGUGAGAACAAGGUUAUGUCAGGUUCCCACACUCAAGAUGAAGGGCACAACAAUACAGAAGUGAAUUAUUAUAUGCCUGCAUUAAAUGGGACAGCAUCAGGACACUUGCAAACUGGGUCUGCAGCAUCCCAGUCUGUCUUGAGUGAAAAAGAUUAUAGAGGCUCAAAGGCUCAAGGCCCACAAUCUGGUACCAGAGGGAAAAAAUUUGCAUAUUCGUCUAGAAAUUCUGGCAUGAGAUCAUUUUUUCCGGCUCCUGAGGCUUCUCGUUCAGAUUAUAGUGGAUUUCAGAGGAGACCACGGCGGACCGUCCAACGAACAGAGUUUCGAGUUCGGGAAAAUGUUGAUAGAAGGCAAUCAUCUGGCUUAGUUUCUUCUAACAACCCGGGGCUGGAUGAUAAGUCAAAUUUCACUGGGAGGGAUGUGGGGAUUUUUGUAAAAAGUGGGUCUAAGAAAGGGUUGGUGGUUAAUAAACCAUUGAAGCACAUAGUUGAACCUGAAUGUUCGAGUGCAGAUCCAGUAAGUUCUCAGGGGCUGGAUUCUGAAACCAGGCUUGAUAAGAAAAUUGAAAAAGAAGCAUCAACAACGACUCGGAGCAUCACACGCUCUGGAGAAGGAAACCUGAAAAGGAAUAUAUGUUCUGAAGAGGAUGUUGAUGCUCCCUUGCAGAGUGGCAUUGUGCGUGUUUUUAAACAGUCUGGCAUAGAAGCUCCGAGUGAUGAAGAUGACUUUAUUGAGGUGAGAUCAAAGAGGCAAAUGCUGAAUGAUCGCCGUGAACAAAGGGAAAAAGAAAUCAAGGCAAAGUCUCGCGUCACAAAGGGACCUCGGAAACCUUUAUCUACUGCACAAAAUGCCGUGGUGUCAACAAGCUCAAAUAAAAUUUCUGCAUCCUUGGGUGGUGAAGCACCAAAUAAUAUGCGCCCAAAUUUUGUUGUGUCUGAGGGGCGGGCCUUAGUGAACAUGGAAGCAUCCACAGGAUUUGCCACUAUGGUGUCCCAACCAUUGGCUCCAAUUGGCACUCCUGCUGUGAAUUCUGAUGUGCAGGCUGAUAAAAGGCCUCACAAUAUCAAGUCCCUCCAAACAGGCCCUACUUCUGUCUUAGCUAAUGGUGGAAAAACCCUUGGCCCAGGCCUAAUGUUUGAGACCAAGAACAAAAUUCUGGAUAAUGUUCAAACACCUUUGGGCUCUUGGGGUAAUGCACACAUUAAUCAACAGGUUAUGGCCUUAACACAGACCCAACUUGAUGAGGCUAUGAAGCCUGGUAGAUUUGACACACAUGUAACUCCUAUUGGAGAUCAUACUAGCUCAGUGACUGAACCCAUCAUGCCAUCGUCAUCCAUCUUGACAAAGGACAAGUCAUUUUCUUCCACGGCAAGCCCAAUCAACUCCCUAUUAGCUGGGGAGAAAAUUCAAUUCGGUGCAGUUACGUCUCCAACAGUCCUCCCCCCUGGUAACCAUGCUGUUUCACAUGUAAUUGGGGCUCCUGGUUCCUGUCGGUCUGACAUCCAAAUCCCACAUAAUCUUUCUUCGGCUGAGAAUGAUUGUACUCUAUUUUUUGAAAAGGACAAGCACCAGAAUGAAUCACGUGUUCAUUUAGAAGAUUGUGAGGCUGAAGCUGAAGCAGCUGCUUCAGCUGUCGCUGUUGCGGCCAUCAGUAGUGAUGAGAUUGUUGGGAAUGGGCUGGGUACUUGUUCUGUUUCUGUUUCAGAUACCAAAAGCUUCAGUGGUGCAGAUAUUGAAGGAAUUACUGGAGGUGUGGCAGGUGAUCAGCAAUUAGUAACUCAUUCGAGAUCUGAAGAGUCUCUCAGUGUAGCUCUUCCAGCAGAUCUCUCUGUUGAGACUCCGCCAAUCUCAUUGUGGCCUCCUUUACCAAGUCCACAGAAUUCUUCAAGCCAGAUGCUCUCUCAUUUCCCUGGAGGCCCACCUUCCCACUUUCCAUUCUAUGAGAUGAACCCCAUGUUGGGGAGUCCUAUCUUUGCUUUUGGUCCACAUGAUGAAUCUGCUGGCACCCAAUCACAGUCCCAAAAGAGUACUGCAUCUUCUUCAGGGCCUCUUGGUACCUGGCAACAGUGCCAUUCUGGUGUGGAUUCAUUCUAUGGUCCUCCACCAGCAGGAUUCACGGGUCCAUACAUUAGUCCUGCUGGAGGUAUUCCAGGGGUCCAAGGUCCCCCGCACAUGGUGGUAUAUAAUCAUUUUCCAGUUGGACAAUUUGGCCAAGUUGGUUUGAGUUUCAUGGGCACCACUUAUAUCCCCUCUGGAAAGCAACCUGAUUGGAAGCACAAUCCCACAUCAUCUGCAAUGGGUAUUGGUGAGGGGGAUAUGAAUAAUAUGAACAUGGUUUCCUCUCAGCGAAAUUCUCUCAACAUGGCUGCUCCUGUCCAGCAUCUUGCCCCUGGGUCGCCGCUUCUUCCCAUGCCAUCACCUUUGGCCAUGUUUGAUGUGUCUCCAUUCCAGUCUGCCCCCGACAUGUCAGUCCAAGGACGAUGGUCCCAUGUUCCUGCAUCGGCCCUUCACUCUGUUCCUCUGUCGCUGCCAUUGCAGCAACAGGAACCAGGUGUACUGCCUUCACAGUUUAGCCACGGACACCCUGUCGACCAAUCAUUAAGUGCCAACAGGUUCUCUGAAUCUCGAACAUCAACACCAUCUGACAGUAGCCGGAAUUUCGCCAUGGCAACUGAUUCGACUGCUACCCAAUUCCCUGAUGAACUAGGUUUAGUAGACUCAUCAAGCUCAACCGGUGCAGGGGCAUCAACACAGUGUGCUGUCAAGAAGAGCUCUUCUGGAGGCACUAUUGCAGAUGUUGGCAAGACCGAUGCUGUUCAGAAUGUCGGCAGUAACAGUGGUAAUAAUGGCCACGCCUCAAAUGCUUUCAAGACUCAGUCUGGUCAGCCCAAGAAUUUAUCUGCUCAGCAGUACAGUCAUCAUUCUUCAGGAUAUAAUUAUCAGAGAGGCGGGAUUUCUCAAAAGAAUAGUUCCGGGGGUGAAUGGGCCCACCGCAGAAUGGGGUUCCAUGGACGGAAUCAGUCUCUGGGUGCUGAAAAAAGUUAUCCCACUUCAAAAAUGAAGCAAAUUUAUGUGGCGAAACAGACCACGAGUGGGACUUCUUCUACAGUGGGUUGAGCAAAGGAAAAAGUGGCUUUCUCAGAUUGCAGUGAGCGAAAGGAUCAAUCAUAUGAUUUAAAGCAUUUCCAUCCUAAUUGAAUACUUUGGUAGUUUUUGGCCACAUCUUUCGCACUAGUAGAGUUUUAUGAGUGUCUUGUCUAGGUUUGGUUUUUGUUUGACCAAUAUUUGUAGGUGGGCUUUGCUGGUUUAUGAUCAACAUCGUUUUUAGUACUGAUCAGUGGUAGCAGUUUUGAAUGGGUCUUCAAGUGGUAAGUAAAGAAGGGUUUGGUGCAGCAUAUGCUAGAGGAUUGGCUGCUAAUUGGUCAAUGGCAUCUAAAUGGUGUGUGACAGAGGCCUUGCCCAUCGUCUCCUGUUCUUUUGCUUGGCAGCAAAUUUACUUUGCUGGAUGUAUUAAAACUAUGAAGAACCAACAGAUAAUUAUUCGUGUUAGUAAUGAUGAUACGUGGGAACAUGGGCGGAGCUAUGCAUGAACCCAUUUAACUUUAA
Molecule: messenger RNA, 8248 nt
Organism: Camellia sinensis
Lineage: Eukaryota; Viridiplantae; Streptophyta; Magnoliopsida; Ericales; Theaceae
Source: RefSeq, a predicted model, not a curated record